This is a messenger RNA of Glycine soja, 765 nucleotides long. RefSeq lists its product as uncharacterized. The transcript has a single exon. The record is from RefSeq and is a predicted model, not a curated record. The coding region runs from base 1 to 765 and encodes 254 amino acids. NCBI's taxonomy places the organism in Eukaryota, Viridiplantae, Streptophyta, Magnoliopsida, Fabales, Fabaceae.
AUGCCACUCUACACCAAGUUUCUGAAGGAUUUGUUGACCAAGAAGGGUAAAUACAUCAAUAAUGAAAACAUCAUGAUGGAAGGUAAUUGUAGUGUAGUUAUUCAGAGAAUCCUCCCACCAAUGUACAAAGAUGUAGGGAGCGUGACUAUCCUGUGCUCAAUAGGUGUUGUAUCAGUAGGAAAAGCACUAAUCGAUUUGGGGGCUAGCAUCAAUUUGAUGCCCCUAUCUAUGUGCAAAAGGAUCGGGAACUUAGAGAUUUCACCAACCAGAAUGACAUGGCAUCUUGCUAACCAUUCAAUUACAAGAUCCUAUGGUGUGGUGGAGGAUGUGUUGGCCAAGGUUCGUCAAUUCACAUUCCCUGUGGAUUUUGUGAUCAGGGAUAUAGAGGAAGAUGCUCAAAUUCCGUUCAUCUUAGGCCGUCCUUUCAUGUUGAUGGCUAAGUGUGUAGUGGACAUGGGAAAUGGUAACCUAGAAAUGAGUGUCGAUGAUCAAAAGGUUACCUUCAAUCUAUUCAAUGCAAUUAAGCAUCCAAAUGACCACAGGGCCUAUUUUAAGAUGAAGGCAGUUGAACAUGAGGUGGCCAUGGUAGCUCAAGCUAUGGCAUCACAAUCCCCAUUAGAGAAAGCUCUGACUAAUGUUGUGGAGUGCCUUACAAAGGAAGAAGAAAAAGAAUUGAAGAAAUGUUUGGAAGAGUUGGAUGGGUUGAAAGGAAGCCCUGCAGAAAAAGUUUUAUUUGAAGAAGGAUCCCCCUACAAUGAAAGCUAA